Messenger RNA from Dentiscutata erythropus, 382 nucleotides. NCBI's taxonomy places the organism in Eukaryota, Fungi, Glomeromycota, Glomeromycetes, Diversisporales, Gigasporaceae. The record is from the annotation of a GenBank genome assembly.
UUCGUUUUAGUAUCCUGGACGAUGAUCUAGUUUCUAUAUGGAAGCUUUUACAAGUGUUAGAAAACAUAGAACCCCUAUGUCAGUUUAUUGAAAAAACCCUAUUGAAACCACUAAAGGACAACAGCAUCGUAUACUCAAACGAGGAAGCUUUAAAACAAGCAUUCAUGGAUGCCAUGAUUCUCACCCUCCGCUCUGACAUCGAGCCUGAAUUCCUUAAUAAUAUCCAAAAGGCAGAAAGCGAUAGGCUAUGCAUGGGAAUGGAGCUAGAGGAUGCUAUCAAAGUAUCCAGAUCGUUGUUAGAAAAAUCAGAAGAUGUAGUCUUGGAACUGAAAAUCGAUGACCAGUACCAAAAAGGGCAAAAAACGAUUGCAAAAGCUUUAGA